Petromyzon marinus (sea lamprey) is the source of this 3820-nucleotide messenger RNA. Its product is annotated as coiled-coil domain-containing protein 85C-like. The record is from RefSeq and is a predicted model, not a curated record. NCBI's taxonomy places the organism in Eukaryota, Metazoa, Chordata, Hyperoartia, Petromyzontiformes, Petromyzontidae.
CGCGCGGGAAAGGCCGCGGGGCUCGCGCGCGCGCGGAGCGAGUUGCGGCGGCGCCUCAGAGCGCGGACUCCGCUCGCCUCAGAGCCGCCAACCACCGCCGAUUGCGGGGAAAUCGCCCUCGUCCGCUCAUUAAACAUCGCGGAUCAAACACAACACUAUAUAUUUUUUUUUAUAACAGUAUUUUAUAUAUUUGUAAUAACGUUAAAAAAGUAUGAAGUUACCUCAGCGCUGCCUGCUGCUACCAUUGGAAUGAAUGGGAUGGGAGGCGAUUCUGACGACUGAGCGCGGAUUGAGGAGUUUGUAGAGACGACGAGGAGACGACGACGAGUCGGGGGGUGGGCACCGCCAGGAGAAAGACGCCGGCUGCUGUGGAGACGGCGCGGUCAUUGGACCUCGCUUUGAGCAGUGACUUAAACCGCCAACCUCACCCACCAUCCCAUCACGAUACACUGUUUCAUCAUUGUUAACGUCUUCAUUUUACCGUUCUGUGAUUUAACUAACCGUUCGGGGUAUAUCUAUCGACCAGCGUUUUGGUUUUCCUGUACAAUACAGUAUAUAUAGACUGUCGUGAUUUACUGUAUGCCGUACACUGUGUUACAGUACACAUUUGCAGCAAUUAUUUUGUGUAUCGUAUUAAGUAGUGAGUACUCAAACUACGUUAUUCUAAGUUUCAAUACAGUGUACAAAUGCAUUCCGUCUAAUGUUGGUCUAUGCACUGCACUGUAUAAUACAGUGACGUGCAAUUAUAUACUGUACCAUUGCAUAUACAAUGCAGUAAAGACUACUGUACGUGCUUUGGAUAUACUAGAGAGUUGUUAAUUCAUUAUGGAGUGUAAACAGUUUUUGCUCACUUCUGUGUAUAUUGUAACACAACACUCUUAAUAGUACUGUAUACAGUAAUCAGACGAGUAUAUACUGUUACCAGCCGAGGCAGAGACCUAUACCUGCACAUUGUAUGCAGGAGAGAUAAUGUGCAGUCUAUAUAUCUUUACAAUAUACAUAGACGAAUUAAUUUUAGUGGCCUCUACUGAAUGAAUAGCCCAUUUGACACCGGGCUCUCUUGCCAGGCAGUUCCUUCUCUUGUAACUGCGUGAAUAUGAUCACGAUUGAAUAUUAUCUGUUAUCUGUUUACUAGGCUAGAUAGAACGCGAAAUGGUACAAUACUUCUAAGGCUAAUUCCGUGUAUAGUGUAUAUUUUGUAUUACUUUCGUGGAAUACCCUUUGCUAAUACAGAGCCCAUUUUAUACAAGUCUUAGAUCUAUUAGUUUACUGUUCUUUACCUAAGUGGGAUCUUAUUGGUGGUGUGUAAGGGUUGUGUAUAUAAUGUGUGAAUAUGUAUUAGAUUGGAGUAUCCGUUUCCAAUAGAUUGAUACAAGACUUGCAAGAGCGUUCUCGCAACUAGUGUACAUCUUUAUUCGUUUACUAUCCUUUACUUAUAGAGAGCCCAUUCACAUAAGUAUUUUGAACGGGUGAUAAGUUAUCUCAUAGUAGAAUACACCUCAGCAUACACCCCCGUCACAGUGCACGCAUCAUACUCAUCAUCUCGGCAGCAGCCGCUGUCGCAUCCAGCCACACCGAGAAGACAUCCAGAGACACCGAGCCCGUCUUGCGGAGUGGCCCGGGAGGACCGUAGGCCCCGCCACACCCCACCGAUCGCACUCGACGGUGGCCGUCAUGGCGAAGAGCGGCGAGGACGCCAAGGAGAACCUGUCGAAGCUGCCCGACGAGGAGCUGCUGCGCUGGAGCAAGGAGGAGCUGGUGCGGCGCCUGCGCAAGUCCGAGGCCGACAAGAUGUCGCUGAUGAUGGACCACGGCAACCUGAUGAAGGAGGUGAACCGCCGCCUGCAGACUCACCUGCACGAGAUCCGCGGCCUCAAGGACGUCAACCAGCGGCUGCAGGACGACGCGCAAGAGCUGCGCGACCUCUGUUGCUUCUUGGACGACGACCGACAGAAGGCAAAGAAGCUGGCGUGGGAGUGGCAGCGCUUCGGGCGCUACACAGCCGCCGUGCUGCGAAAGGAGGUGGCGGCGCAGCAGCGGCGCCUGCGCGAGCUGGAGGUGCGCCAGGAUGCGCUCGUGCGCGAGAACUCCGACCUCAAGGAGCUCUGCCUCAUGCUGGACGAGGAGCGUAACGGUGGCGCCGCAGGCAGCCGCGGCUCCGUGGGCAGCCAGACGAGUCUCACGGGCGCCGCCGGCGCCGUCGCCCCCACGGGUGGCGUCGGUGCAGCCGCCGGUGUUGUCGUCGCCGCGGCGGCGGCCGUGGCAGCGCCUUCGCCGGGCGCGGGGACCCCGGCUGGCGGGGCGAGCGUGCGAGACGGAGGCGACGGAAGUAGCAGCAGCUCGUCCAGCAGUGGCAGCACCAGCAGCCCGGAUCACCAGCACAAGGUGGCGGCGGCGGCAGCGGCGGCGGCGGUGGCGGCACAAGGAGGAGCCAACGCUGUUGCCCGGGAGGCUCAGCUGAGGGCGUCUGCAGAGGACCUUGUGGAUGCUCAGCAGCAGCACCAGCAGCAGCUCCGUGGGCUCGGCUACCCCAACGGAGUGAGCGAUGACCCAGCAAUGUACAUCCAGCAUCUGGAGGCGAGGGUGCGGCAGCUGGAGGAUGAAACCCACAACCUGCUGCAGAGGCCGUCGGCGCUGGAGGCCGCGCGGCUCGACAAGAAGGGGCCGGGAGGCCCGAGGCCGCUGGACUCGCCCCGGCCUUCACCUCCCACACAGCACCGCGAACUCGGCCAGCCUAGCGGCGUGUGGGCGCUGUGCGGCGGUGGUGGCGGCGGCGGCGGCGGUGGAGAAGGAAGCGUCACGGCCAGGCAGCCCAGUCCGCCCUCUUACCCGGGCCAGAAGCCCGAAGCGGUGGUGCAUGCCAUGAAGGUACCCGCGGACGGUGCUGGAGGUCCACGAGAAGCUGGAGAGGCAGGCGCGGGAGCGAGACAUGAGCGAGAAGGAGAAGGCCAUCGUGCGCGAGAUGUGUAACGUGGUUUGGCGGAAACUGGGAGACACCUCGGGCCCCCCACCACCGGCCCGGCCGCCCCCACCGCACUACCCGGGUCCCGUGUGAAGUGGGGGGGGACGGCGGGGGGGGGGGUACCCCCCCACUCCCAGCAGCAGCAGCCUGGAAGUGUCACCUCGCCCCCUCGCCCGUCAAUGGGGGGGCACCAGGGCUGGGAGUCGAGCUUGGGAUGGGGACCUUGAGGGGGAGGGGGCAGGGGGCAAAGAUGUCGUUGUGUUUAGAGUCUCGUGGGGGACGAGGCUCCUGCCACAUUUUCAUUUGAGUUGCCGAGCACAGGAGGCCCGAAGCGCCGAGCGGUCAGCAACAAGGAGCACUGCCACUGUAGUAAUCGCUAAGAACUGGAAACGCGCUCCUUGAACAGAGCGAGGUUGUUGUUGUGAGAGCUGAGUGGGGGACAGAGAAGAGACGAUGGUGGUGGGUGGAGGAGGGAACUCUACACAGUGGAGCAGUACGAGAGGACACGCAGACAGAGAAGUGAGGUGACCUGCAGUGUGGGGAGUGAGUGGGUCGGUGAGUGGGUGAGAGUGCAUAGGAGAGUGGGUGGGUGUGUUGUUGUGACCUGCAGCAGGGUGGUGGUGAAUGAACGUGCGAUGUGGACGCAGCGAAACAAGGCAGCCAGCGAAGUUCAUGGGAGCAGGAACCGCGUAGUCGAAGUAGCGAUAGAAGAGUGAUGAGGAAGUGAUAGAAGAGUGACGAGGAAGUGAUAGAAGAGUGAUAAGGAAGUGAUAGAACAGUGAUGAGGAAGUGAUAGAAGAGUGAUAAGGAAGUGAUAGAAGAGUGAUGAGGAAGUGAUAGAAGAGUGAUGAGGAAGUG